AAGAAUACAAAGAUUGUAAACAAAUAAUGUGAAAAUGACGAAAUAAGUUUAAAACAAAAAAAGUGACGUCAAAUUUAGCUUUAGUACAAAAUUGUGUCAAGCAUGUCUGGAGAUUGUUUUUCUAAACUGCCUUUGUAUGGCAAAAUUUUCUAUCUGGACACUCCAAGCUACAAACACAACAAGCAGUUGCAAUCCAGGUUGAAAAGAUUAGGAGCGACAAUUGAACCCUUCUUGACAAACAGCAUCACAUAUUUUGUCACCGACACAAAACAAGAGUGCAAAAGUAAAAACGAAAAAGACCUCAAUGAAAGCAACACGUGUCAAACGCCAUUUCCUUACCAAAUUCAAACAAGAGCCUACAAAAUGAUGUCAAAAAUUACACCAAAUCCUAAAGAAUCUACUGUCCAAAGAGCACGAAGGUUGAAGCUAAAUGUUCAGCCACUAAAUAAAGUUCUAUUCUGGCUUUUAGAUAUUGAAAAAGCACAAAAUAAAAGUUGGUCUAAAUCUUUUGAUGUUACAUCAAAACGUCAUAAAUUUUCUUCGUUAAAAGGAUUUUUUAUUAAAGUUGAGGAUUUAUCAAGAUUUAACAAAACGUUUUAA
Molecule: messenger RNA, 600 nt
Organism: Hydra vulgaris (swiftwater hydra)
Lineage: Eukaryota; Metazoa; Cnidaria; Hydrozoa; Anthoathecata; Hydridae
Source: RefSeq, a predicted model, not a curated record